Suillus bovinus is the source of this 159-nucleotide messenger RNA. RefSeq lists its product as uncharacterized. The record is from RefSeq and is a predicted model, not a curated record. The transcript has a single exon. The annotation marks the transcript as partial. NCBI's taxonomy places the organism in Eukaryota, Fungi, Basidiomycota, Agaricomycetes, Boletales, Suillaceae.
UCUAGUGUUGGACAGGCCCGGGAUCCACUGAUAUUAUACUCCAAAACCCUGCAUGACUACACUCUUGAAUUGUGGACGGAGUCUAGGAGAGUCGCAGAAGAGAAAGCGAGACGGAAGCUGGCUCGAAUGGAGGAAGAGGCACGAAAACAAUCUCGCGAC